Falco peregrinus (peregrine falcon) is the source of this 9615-nucleotide messenger RNA. RefSeq names its product potassium voltage-gated channel modifier subfamily S member 2 (gene KCNS2). The transcript has 2 exons. NCBI's taxonomy places the organism in Eukaryota, Metazoa, Chordata, Aves, Falconiformes, Falconidae. Gene Ontology annotation, cellular component: membrane; voltage-gated potassium channel complex. Gene Ontology annotation, biological process: protein homooligomerization; regulation of delayed rectifier potassium channel activity; potassium ion transmembrane transport. Gene Ontology annotation, molecular function: voltage-gated potassium channel activity; protein binding. The coding region runs from base 267 to 1700 and encodes 477 amino acids. The record is from RefSeq and is a predicted model, not a curated record.
CGCGCGUGCCACCGCCUCCCGCCGCUGAGCGGGGCGGCGCGCGGCCGCUGUCCCUUCAGCACCGCGCGGCCGGUGGGGCCGCCCGCCCCGCCACCGGCACCGGCACCGGCACUCCCUCCGGCAGCGGCAGCGAGGCGAGCCCUGGCGGCCCCCGCGGGCGGCGGCGAUGGCGGGCCGGGGCAGGGGGCAGCAGGGCGCGCCGGCGGGGGGCCGCGGCCGCUGAGAGCAGGUUUUCAUUCCCUGUACACCUUUGGAAGGAGCUCACUAUGACAGGGCAGAGUCUGAAGGCUUUAUCUGAGGCGAAUUUUGAAGACAAUGAGAUCAGCAUCAACGUUGGAGGCUUUAAGAAAAAGAUGAGAUCCAACACAUUAUUAAGGUUCCCUGAGACAAGGCUGGGCAAACUGCUGAGCUGCCACUCAAAGGAGUCGAUACUGGAGCUCUGCGACGACUAUGAUGACACCAAGAAUGAAUUCUAUUUUGACAGGAACCCCGAGCUCUUUCCUUACGUGCUACAUUUUUAUAACACCGGCAAGCUCCAUGUGAUGGGUGAACUCUGCGUGUUUUCUUUCAGCCAGGAGAUUGAAUACUGGGGAAUCAAUGAAUUCUUUAUAGACUCCUGCUGCAGUUACAGCUACCAUGGGAGGAAAAUGGAGCCAGACCAAGAGAAAUGGGAGGAACAAAGUGACCAGGAAAGUACCACAUCUUCUUUUGACGAGAUUUUGGCGUUCUACAAUGAUGCCUCUAAAUUUGACAAACAACCCUUUGGAAACAUCAGGAGGCAGCUCUGGCUUGCCUUGGAUAAUCCUGGGUACUCGGUCUUAAGUCGAAUCUUCAGUGUCCUUUCAAUAAUGGUGGUGCUGGGCUCCAUCGUGACCAUGUGCCUGAACAGCCUCCCAGACUUUCAGAUUGUUGACAGCAACGGGAACACCGAGGAAGAUCCUCGCUUUGAGAUCGUGGAACAUUUUGGUAUUGCAUGGUUCACUUUUGAACUGGUGGCGAGAUUUGCAGUAGCUCCUGACUUUUUAAAAUUUUUCAAGCAUGCCCUGAAUUUGAUUGACCUAAUGUCUAUCCUUCCAUUUUAUAUUACCUUAAUUGUCAACCUGGUGGUGGAAAGUAGUCCGACUUUAGCAAAUUUAGGCAGGGUUGCACAAGUCCUGAGACUCAUGAGGAUCUUUCGCAUCUUAAAGCUUGCUAGACACUCCACAGGUCUCAGGUCUCUUGGAGCCACCUUGAAGUACAGCUACAGAGAGGUGGGGCUUCUUUUACUUUACCUCUCUGUUGGCAUCUCCAUUUUCUCGGUAGUGGCUUACACCAUUGAGAAAGAAGAGAAUGAGGGGUUAGCCACUAUCCCUGCUUGUUGGUGGUGGGCUACUGUUAGCAUGACCACAGUUGGCUACGGAGAUGUUGUGCCAGGGAGCACUGCUGGCAAGUUGACAGCAUCUGCAUGCAUCCUAGCCGGUAUCCUAGUGGUAGUGCUUCCCAUUACACUGAUCUUCAAUAAAUUCUCCCACUUUUAUAGGCGUCAGAAGCAGUUAGAGAGUGCCAUGAGAAGCUGUGAUUUUGGUGACGGCAUGAAAGAAGUUCCAUCAGUCAACUUAAGGGACUACUAUGCUUAUAAAGUUAAAUCCCUUAUGGCCAGUCUUACCAAUAUGAGCAGGAGCACCCCCAGUGAGCUCAGCCUGAACGAUUCACUGCAUUAGUGUACAAGUUUGACAGCAGUUUGCAUGAGAGCUAUCAAGAGCUACGUUUAUAAGUGUUUUCCUAUUUGUCUUCUUUUUUCUUAGAGGAUAGUGUUGCUGACACUGCACUAACUUUGCACUUCAGAAACUAAAGAAGUUUCUAUUACAAGUUGACAGUUUGCACAUUUUCAUCCUGUUGCAUAGGUACUAAAUGCUGACUUUUCCAUACAAAUGUUACCACUUCCAUCACAUUAGUGCUAGUGGUAUAGUGAUGAUCUGUUACUUUGUGCAUUUCCUCCUCGUCUGAGCAGAGGAAUGAGCGUACCCAAGUGAAAUAAAAAUUCUCAGCUGUGACACAAGUAAUGAAAAAAAUCAACUAUCACCUAUGCUGGUAUCUGUCCUAGGACUUCCCACGCAUUUUACAACAGUUCAAAAAAAUCACCUGUGAAUCACUGACUUGGGAACACUCUUCCCCAUCUUUCUGACCGGUAAUUCUGUCACAUGUCUGAAAACACCUCUGCGCUUCACAUUUUAAUGGAAGUUUGUUUACUCUUGAACACAUGUGUUAAAAACUGGGUGUUCUUGUUCUGAAAUGUUAUGUAUAGUAAUAUUCUUCAGAAGCUUCUAUGCAUAGACUUACCUCUGCUUCCCAGAUUAGGUCAAUUCUGAGCCGUCUGAAGAAGCCCACCCCUCAUUUUAAGAUAGCGAUGUGUUCAAAGACUACAUUUCCACAAGUGACUCUAGGUAUGGAGGCCCAUGAAGACAUCUCAGGUUCCCAUUUCCAGAAGUGAUCUGCAAACAGCUUGGUUCCAGUGAAGCUGAAGAUACGCUGUACUUCAGUCCAUCAAAAUGGUUCUGAGAUUAGACACACAAAAACGUGGGUUUUCAACAAUUAGAAGCUCCAAUGAAAAACUUGGAUUUGUUUAAUGAAGCAAAAUAUUCCCACAUGAACAGUACAGGCAGCAUUUUAGGAACUGGCAUUCAUAUGCUGCAAAAAGACUAAUUAUAAAGAUGCCAUAUGUGAUGCCGAGAUAUAAAAUCUAAUUUUAUCAGGAAAGCUUGAAAGCAAGUGCUGAUGGCAGACAAUUUCAUUAAGCUUUCUGCCAAGGAAAUUCUAAGGGGAAAAAAAACCCACCCUGUAAGUCACAUUUUCCCUCAGAAAAGAACUCACAACUUACAGCUAAGGAAGAGCAUAAGGGCCUAAGAAAGGAACAGAUAAAGAAAAAAGAGCUUAAUACUGCACUCACUGUGGGCAGAUCCUCCUACCUGCUUCUGUGACGCAGUCAAUUUAAAUCCUUUCAAGGUCUGGCCUGUACUUUUUUUUUUUUUAAAAAAAAAAAAGACGUGUUAGCAGAUCAUCUAGAUCUUCAAGAGUAAUCAUGAGUCUGCAUAACAUUGUUUGAGUGCUCAGUCUUUUCCCUUAUGCAGUUGUACAGAGAUCAAACACUUGCAGCCAACAGGUAGAAGCCGCUGCUUCCCUCUCUUUAUACUUCCAGGGACCUGUGUUAUAAAACGAACUACUGGCACUCGGUGGGCAGAACAGCAUUUCUCUUCAGAUCCUGCUGCUUUUCCAUCCCAUAUAUUACAUACAAUGUUCCAGUUAGUUAUUUUUGUUUGUUUGUUUUACUUGUGAAGACUAGAGAGGUUCAGAAAAUAAAUUCAAACUAGUUAAAAGCUAAAAUAAUAAAGCUAUAAUUGCCAUGUUUGGAAGCCUGUGUUUGUAUACCACAACAAGGAGUGGCCCAACUGGCAGAAUAAAGCAAAGAUGGUACAAAUGGGUAAUUUCCAUUUUUAGGCUAUUAGAGGCUGCUGUCUGGUCUGGAACUUUUGUCAGUGUUGCUGUAACAGCUCCACUUAAAACCAGAAAGCUGAGCACUCCAGGAUCAGACUCCUGGUUUGCCCACUGAUCUAUCACAGAAUACACAGUGUAAAAUAACUUACCCACACACACUCCCACCAUUUCCUUUGAAUACCCUCCUCUCACGUCAGUUAGCAGUUGAUGUAGGUCAUGAAGUGUCAGGGAAGCUGGUCCUUUCUAACCUUACCAAAUAAAACUCUUGGAGAUUUCAGCAUACCCUCCACAAAUUCCAAAGUCAAUAGCCAAGAUAUUACCUGCUGCCCUUGAAAAUCGAAGGGCCAUAUACAUGGCCCUGAAGGUAGACCUGGAUAACCCAAAACAGGUGUCCAAACUUGAAACAUUUUGCUGAGGUUUUCACUUCUGGAGGGCUGGUUCAAGUUCUCUGCUGGGUCACAGGCACAAAUUCAAUAGUCUUAUCCCUGAUUCGUAUUGCAUGUCUGUGAACUAUCACACACCUACAAACGCCCACCCAAAACAUGGCACAGCACUAGGUUGCCUGUUGAAUUGAAAUACCAUGAAAGGAAUAAGGGAAGGAAGAGCUGGGCUUGCAUAGCACAAACACUCCGGUCGGGUUACAUGCUGCAAGGGUGGCAAACCCUUCCUCUGAUGUCAAGGACACUGCAAGUUCUCGCUAGGUCUGUCGGCUGGGGGCCUUCAGAGCACUCGGCUCCAAGCUGUGGUUUUAUCUCAGUUUCACAAGCAGUAGAUUCACAGAGUUGAAAACCAAUGACUUUCAGGGCAGUUAUUUGAAGAGACCUGUAAACUUGCCAAAGAGUCACAAAUCCCCUCAGCUGUUGCUAGUUUAGCAUUGCAAAGGUUGGAUCCAAACUUUGCAACACAUCAUUUCAAUAACCUACAGCUUAUCUUAUGUUCUAGAUUUAUUAUUAUUCGUAGGGCUGAUGCUCUGUCAUUUCUGCAAAUAUUGAAUGGAAUGUAUCCAAAUUGCAUUUUACUAAAGAAAAUGAAAUACCCCAAGGAAUUAUGACUUUUAUUGUACUGGUUGAAAGGAAUUUUCAUUAUUGCUUUUUUAUAUAAGUGCUUUGGAUCAAAGACACUAAAUAAAUAACAUACUGAAAUUUAAUAUGUUCUCAUUAUCAUGACAAUGACUUUACACAGUACACAGGAAUUCCCUUCAUAAACUUAACUAAUUCCAUGUUAAAAGCAGUCAGAUUUUUGCUCCCCUCUCCUCCAGAAGAGCAUUCCAGAGCUGUGCUGCUCUCCAAGGCUUGUGCAAUUUUUAGCAUAAUUUUACUAAUGGCUGCUUUAUAUCGGUGUUUUUCUCAUGCCACCACUGUUCUUUAGCUUAAAUAUAUUCGUUUUCCUCUUAGUGUUUGCAUGCACGGUGUAUUUAUAGACAGCAACCAUGUGCCCUUACAUGCUUAUUUUCACAGGAUUAUACCUGCCAAGCUUCCUUUUAGUUUUCAUUUUGGCAAGUCGUGUUCCACUGACCAUCCUACGGGGUGUAGCCUUUUUUUCUGCAUUACUUCUGCUUAGGUUUAAUUUGUUUGAGCCAGCAUUGUGCAGUAUUGGAUCGCUUUGUGCAGCAGUUUUAAUAUUUGCUUAUGACUAAUAGAAUUUUUCACUGAGGAGGAUAACAAUUGUUCCGAUUUAAGUAGUGCUGUUGUCCUAGCUCCCCCGAAAUAUCUAGGUAAGGAAGAAUGAGGCACACCCUUCCUGCCAUUUUAUGAAGUUCUAGGGCUCAGUCCAAUAAGCUGAGAAUCCUCAUCUCUAAUUAAAUAAAAAUGACACAAUGUUUACACUUUGAAGGAAAGAUUCAAUCUCUCCAAUGCCUCAAUGAGGAGAAGCGGUGGUGUACUUUUUGAGUAGUCAGUACUUUUGCCAGACUUCUUCAACCACUGUUUAGUAAGAGCAGGGCACCUUCACUUCUGUAAAACAGCAGGUCAGAAAUGAAGGAUUAGAGGGACUAAUUGGCCAAUUGCUCCACUGUCUGAAACUUGGAAAUUGUGGUCAGAAAUCUGCUUACUGUGGAUGUGCAGUUUAAUGAAGAACAUUGCACUUGGCACACGCUGCUCCUUCCUUGGGACAGUCACCUUCUUGGCACCAGCGACAAUGCUGUGCCUACUCUCUUUUGGCUGAAAGUUUUGAAUUGCCUAAAUAAGGAUUAUGUAAUAUUUCAAAAGAGGCAACUUACUUUAUUGCCAGAAAUAAACUGUUAGAGAAUCUUGAUUUCUAGUACUAUUUCUAGGCUAUUAUGAGAGUUGGAGAUGUCCUUGAGAAGCAAUAUGUUACAUUAUUUUCCUGAGAUGUAAAAUCUAUAUAUAGAUUGUGAUUAAGCUUUUUAUGUAUGUUCAGAUUCUGUAACAUUGCCUGGUUUAUUAUUCACUUACUUUCAUCAGUUGCUAAUUCUCUCUUUCCCUGCAGACUAUCCAUUUUGAAAGCAGACUGGUUUUUGCUACAUGAGCUACUUCACACUGCAAACUUAAAAACAAAGAACUUUGCAUUUAAUUUUCCACUUUAAUACCUCCAGUAUUUGUACCUUUUUGUACAGAAUUUAUGAGACUGCAGGGAACUACUGUAUCUGGUGCUCUUUGUACUGCGUUUCUUGUCCCAGCAGCGUGUAACACACUCAAGAACUCGGCUUUGUGCCACAAAAUGGAAAUUAAAUGCAUUUAAAAGUAUCUUUCACCAGGGAUUAAGAACCGAUUUAAAUUUCAGGAUAAUCUGCGUAUAUAUUAUAAUCAAAGAGAAACCUGGAUCUCAUUGUGAAGUUAGGGGGGUUUUAAACAUACAGAUCAGGCUAGAUUUCUGUUUUUAGAAAUACUCUUAAUUCGUGGUUGUGGUGAGGGAAAACUCAUUUUUCAGUUGAACAAAUAGCGCAAGCUUCUUGUUCUCUACCUCACAGAUUAGGGACUAAGCAGCAUACCAAUAGGACUUGUAGGUGCUAAAUCAACUUGACAUGACCUUUCAUCUCUUCCCAAACUACCCCCAUCCUUAGAGGCCCCAGCUGUGCACAUACAAGCAGCAGAAAGUCCCUGGAGUAACUUCUCUUUCUGUGCUAGUUAUCCAUUUCCUCUCACAAUACCCCUGACUUUAAUCUACCUUUGACGGUACUUUCAAACAACAUUCAACCCACAGUCACCACUCAUAUCCCUUGGUGAGGUGUUGUGCCAGAACUAUUCUUUUCUCAUCAUGUUCUUUUUUUUUUUUCCCCUCCAGUUUAUGCACCUGGUUUCCCAUUAAGUUACACUAGAAAUUAGUUUGAUCUCCUGUAACCUAUUUUCAAGUCACCCACUACUUAGGAAGGGCUAGAAGAAUAUUCCCAUCCAGUUUCUGAAGCAUCUUUUACUGAUUCUGCCUUUUUCCUUAAAAAAAAACAAAACCAAAACAAAAGAAAGGAAAAAAAAAAGAAGAAAAAUAAGACAAUGCUUCUCACCUUCGAAUAAUUUCCUGAGUUAACAAUGGAACAAUAGGCAACAAUGGGCAUUACGUUAUUCAAAGCAACAGUUCUCUGCUUAGUUGUUUCAGAGACAGCCGUAAUGUCUGUGCCUUCAGAGCAAUCACUGAAGUUGUUAAGAAACAUCCCCCUCAUUAAGGAUUGUGGAUCUCUUCACCUCUCAUAUAUAAAAUCAUGGGUUGUCAACUGGACCAGGCAACCUCCAGUCUAGAAAGUGUUUCCCAAGACAGCAUGACACUGCUGGCAAAGGUCUGGCUCUGGUAUUUAUUUCUCCUGCUAGCACAGAGGAUGGAGAAUAGUCUCGCAGGUGUUGAGACUCAAACUGACCUCCCACUGGACACUGCAGAAAUUUGUUUCCCUGACAUCGCCUCACCCUUUACACACAACCCUAAAUCAUGCAAGUCCUCGCUUGGAUAAAUGCAUAUGGCUGGCUAUAGGAGGCAGUGGCACAAAUCCAACUCUUCAGCUUCACAGAAGUGUAAAAGAAACAUCAGCACCUCCCACUCUUUUUUCCCUUUCAGGGUACCAACGGGGUUUGGCUUCUCACUGAUCCCUGUUCAGAAAUAAACAGGGCUACAUUUUUUGGCGAUCAGACGAAGUCUGCUAUAAAUCAGCCAAUUUCUUUUAUACAUCUAAAGCACCCUAAAAGAGCUGCCCACUUUCAGAUGCACAGCCCAACAUCUGCUUUUUGUCACCACCUGCGCAGGUGCUCUGUGUGGUGCACAAGUCUGUGCGGUUCUGAGAAGACUAUUCCACUGAUUGCACUGUCGACCUUCAAAGAAAACUUUUAAUCACAUUUGGAACAUGAGUGGUACUCAAACAUUGCGGUUUGCUUACCAGCAGCCACUGCUCUGCCCAUCUCAAGUCCCGUACCUCUUGCUUCACCCUCUCUGUUUGACAUGUCCUGACGUGGCUAUUCCUGCAGCCCCCAUGACAUGUGAUGACCAGGUGACGUGCUAGAGGUGUAACACCGCAAAGCGAGUGGCUGGAGUUCCUGAUUUAGGAAUGUUAAUCCCACCAACUGUCAGUGGAAAUCAGCAUUUUAAAUUACUAUGCUAUUUUUGAAAUUUAUGUUCACUCCCAUCCUAGGAAACAUUCUGCACAUCGACACCCUAGUACAGCCCCUUUAAUGACCAGCUAUUUAAUUACCAAGUAAACUCUAAUUUAUUUCUAUUGCACUGGUGCCUAAGCACUCCAGAUCAUGAGCUAGCACCUCUGUAUGUUAGGUUUUUCCAAGUAUGGCAAAAGAUAACACAUCAUAAACAUGGUUUACUUUUGGGGAAAAUCUGUUCUUUAUGUUGUUUCUUCCUUCAUUCUUUCCAUCCCAAGGCACAGCUUCCAACUGUUGCGGUUAGCAUGAUCCUGUUUUAACAUUUUGAGCCCUACCCUGAAAACCCAGAGGAAGAAGCCCUGGAUGUAUUUUUCUCUGGUGAAAUGGCUCUCGGUGUUCCCUGUGGGAGCACAGCUCUAAAGAAAACAGCUGAAACCUGGAAAGAGGCUGGUGCCACUUGCAAGCACCUACAGGAAGAGUGGGUCACCCCCACCCGCCUCCCCCUCUCUUGCAGUGUCAGCAGAGAGGCAAGGCAGGUCCCCACAACUGGAACACCUCAACUGGCCAAAGGCAGGAUGUAGCUCCUCCUCAGACUCUUUCGUGUUCAGCCUGGCAGGUGAGCUACCAGGUUUGACAGUUGUUUUUUGCAUGGGAAUGCUCAGCUGCAGUACUGGAAGUGCUUUAUAAAUACAGGGGAAUUUUGCUUAUGCUUUUGGUGGCAAAAAUGCACCAAUCCUUCCUUAAACUUCCGUUAGUGAGAGCAGCCCUGCCCCCAACUCUUGUGUUCCCCAAGCACACUGGAACUGUACUGGAGCUCCCACCAGUGCUGCCAGGGCAGUGCUGGAGAGCACAAAGGACACCUCCUCAUGCGAGCUCUUACACAGCACUGACACAUCCACUAGCACACAAAAAUACAAAUGUGCUGCCUCACACUUGGCAGAAGCCUCAAAGCACUGAAACCAUUUAACACGCCAGGAGAUGGGAGUCAUGCUGGGAACAGGAGGUUGCAGGUGUUUCUAGGUGCAUUUGAUUUUCUUAAGAAUCCCUUUAGAUUCAGAGAGAGGUCAGUCUAGGCGUGCCAAGAAUAUGGAAGAAAAAGGCUUUGACAGACAGUUAAUGUUUCCUGAAACAAGGUACGCGACAGCUUUUCAUCCUGAGAAAGCACAAAUAGAAAAGCAAAAUGCACCUCUCCAUCCUGCUGGAGAAGGUGAGAAAAAAGCCAUGGUGAAUGAAAGAUUAGUCUGCUUGGGUUCUGGGCUUUUUAUGAAACAUUGAUCCUGUAUAGUCCAGAAUAGAAGACAAAUAUGCCUGAACAGAAAGCAAAGCUGCAGCUGGAAGAGUGUUCAGAUUCUUUCCUUGCAAAGUGCACAGGACAGCCACGUCUGGCGUGGUUUCAUUUAGAGAUCUGGACCAAACAUCAGAGACCAGCUUCCCAAAGCUUAGAUUCCCACAUUCUUAAGCACAGCCAGGGGUGUUGGGCAUACCCUGCCCUCGCUCGGGGCAGCAGCAGGGAGCUCUACACACGAGGUGGGCAGCCUCGCGGUACUUUGGGGAGUAAGGCCACGCAGCUUCGGUCACUUGCUGUGAGGGGGGAACACAGCAGAUGUUUGGG